AUGAAAUGGAGACGAUUACAAGAUGGGAUAAUUUUAGCAGACAGGCCGGAAUUGGGUAUUGAGCAGUUCCUAGUUUCACCUUUGAACAUGAAAUUAAGAUUGAAUAAUGGCUGGCACUCCAUUGUGCCUCUUCAUGUUCAAGGAGAAUCAGCAAAUAACUUUAGCAUGUUUCCUAAAGUAAAUUCGGCAAGUGAAAGCCCCGGACACUUUCCUGUUUAUCUCAAUGUAUAUGACUUGACUGCGGUAAAUGGUUAUUUCUACUGGGCUGGCAUUGGUGUCUUCCAUUCCGGGGUGGAAGUGCAUGGCGUUGAAUAUGCUUUUGGAGCCCAUGACUAUCCUACAAGUGGCGUCUUUGAGAUUGAACCAGGGCAAUGCCCUGGUUUCAAAUUCAGAAAGUCAAUUUUGAUGGGCACGACAUAUUUGAAUCCUAGCGAAAUUAAAGAAUUCAUGGAGCGCCAAGCUGAAACCUACUACGGCGAUACAUAUCACUUGAUUAUGAAGAACUGCAAUCACUUCUGUGAGGACAUAUGCUACAAGUUGACAGGAAACCGGAUCCCAAAAUGGGUGAAUCGGCUGGCUAAAACAGGUUCAUUCUACAACUGUAUUCUUCCUGAUGCCCUUAAAACAUCUACAGUGCAACAUGGUGCAAAUUCUCAAGACUUUGGCCGCGAGAAGAAGAGUCGACGAAGCUCUUUUGGCUGCUGCUCGUUGAUUUCCAUUCUCUGCAAAGAGAAAGAAGUGUCUAUAUCUUCACUGUUCUUACACUCCCACUAUAAAGGCUGCCUACCUCCGUGGGAGUUGAAAACAUCUGCCAGGAAAUCUUUCAAGGAGGGAUGA
Messenger RNA from Fraxinus pennsylvanica, 837 nucleotides. Lineage: Eukaryota; Viridiplantae; Streptophyta; Magnoliopsida; Lamiales; Oleaceae. The record is from the annotation of a GenBank genome assembly.